GUCUUCAGCUUGUAUAAACGAUAUUACUGACACGGGCACAGCAAUCAUUUUAAGGCACGUCUCGCUUGCGAAAGCAUUAUGUCCUAUAUAUCAUCACUAGUCUACUGCAGGGUACAUGUUAUCUGGUUCUUAUCUUUCAUCGUAAUAGUUUUGUUAUUAUCACAAUGGAGCGCCGAUUUGUCUACAAGCGAGAUUAUUAGUGAAACCAGUUGGAGUCGUAUCAAUACAAUCAACGACGGAUGGAUAGAUGCUUGGCCAGAUAUCGCACCAACAGGCAAUUCAGAAGCGGGGGGAGGUGGGAGCUCUGCAAGUGAUCCAGUGCAGGAAUAUGAAAGUCAUCCUGAGAGUGGAUAUAAACAAGAUGCGCAAAUGAACGCCAUCUCUAAAAAUGCUAUGCUGUAUAUGGAGCCUCGACGGAUCGAGAACGCCAUGUAUGUCUUAAACAACUUCAAUAGUCUCACGCCUAUGUCAUGGGAUCUAGUAAUAGUGUGCUCGAGCGAAAACCAAGACUUCAUGGAGCAAAAGGCAAACAUGCUCCUUGGUACCCGUAAAGUGUAUUUUCUAGUAAUUUUGCCAGCAAUAUUUUCUGGUGCAGGCUACAACGCUUUAUUCCUAAAAUUGGCAUUCUGGAAUCAAAUACCAUACGAUACUGUAUUAGUGUUCCAAUCCGACUCGGUGUUGUGUGCGAACUCGCCUUUCCGUAUUGAGGAUUUUAUGAAAUAUAAGUACAUAGGCUGUGCUUUGGGCGAAGCAUAUGGAGUUGGGUCACAUUACGACUGGGCUCCGCAUCCAUUUUAUGGUUCUGGUGGUCUGACAAUCCGAAAUGUGGAAUACCACAAAGCGUGCCUCAAAAAUCCAAAGUUAGCAUCUUUGCGCGUGGGCCCUUGGGCAGCAGAAGAUUUGUUCUUCUCACACUGUGUACAUGAGGGGUCGGAGACUGAUAGAGCAGAAAAUGUGACCGUGAUGCAACAGUUCUGCACUCAGCAAGGAUUCAAACAACCUAGCUUCGGUAUGCACAAAUUCUGGGAUCAGGGUUAUCGAUUUGCCCCUUCGCAUGUGAGGAAGAUGGUAGAACACUGUCCGGAAAUUAUACCAUUGCGAAUUCAGGUUAUCACAGAACCAGCAUGGAAUAUCACUACCGAACCGACGAUCUUUAAUCUCACAGCUCAUAACGAAGCUAAAGCUAAGCGUAAACUUGAAGAAGCUAAAGCUAAGUUUUCGAUCGUUCGGCAGUAGGUGUACUUCGGUGCGUUAAUCAUUCCGCGAAAUUUAGUCCCGAACCCUGUUACACGCUCCCGUCGCAAACUAACCACGCGACCGAGAAGAUUUAUAUCCCGGACCACUAUACGUCCACAGACACUAGCGUAUGUAAAUAAUUUAAAUAUGAAAUACUACUAGCGUAUGUAAAUAAUUUAAAUAUGAAAUACUAUACCUGCACUGUUUCGCCAUCAUUUAUAAGAUUCAGUGUAUGACGGAAACAGUAUUUUCCUAUCAUAUAUACCACUUUCGAAUACUUGGAUGCAAACCUUGUAUACACUUUAUAAAAAACAUCCUAGAAGCACUCUCGCUCGCGAUGAACUCGAAUAUUCAGUCAGGUUUGCAAUUUAUACAACUAAUAAGUAAGCGCACAAUGUUGGCCAUUUUUUGAAGGUCAGUCACUGUGUAUUUGUUUGGCUUAUGCCAAGGUAUAAACAUACGGAAUUAAAGCUCCGAAAAAAAAUAGAAU
Sphaeroforma arctica JP610 is the source of this 1726-nucleotide messenger RNA. RefSeq lists its product as hypothetical. The transcript has a single exon. The record is from RefSeq and is a predicted model, not a curated record. Bases 79 to 1236 code for a protein of 385 amino acids. NCBI's taxonomy places the organism in Eukaryota, Ichthyosporea, Ichthyophonida.